Messenger RNA from Arabidopsis thaliana (thale cress), 651 nucleotides. RefSeq lists its product as uncharacterized. The coding region runs from base 36 to 380 and encodes 114 amino acids. NCBI's taxonomy places the organism in Eukaryota, Viridiplantae, Streptophyta, Magnoliopsida, Brassicales, Brassicaceae. The transcript has a single exon. The record is from RefSeq and is marked reviewed.
ACACUACAUCACUCUUCUUACGUUGCUUUAUAUUCAUGAUGCCGGAACAAACGUACAUGUACGCCUAUGUAACGCUGCCGCACCAUGACCAGAGAGAACGCUACACUCAGAAAUGUUAUCGGGACGGAAGACGGAUUGUGUUGGCAAGCUACGACUUGAUGGGAUCAGAGAGAUUCAGUUUCAAAGAGAAGCUUCGGAAGUCAAUGAAAGGAAUGAACGAGUCGGCCGAACGAUGGGUUUCGGAAGUGCGUCAAGGUACGACCAAGAGACGAUUUGCGAUUAGAGUCUUAAGGACAAAACUUGGCUUCUAUUCUUGCUUCAUUCGUAGUGUUGGAUGUUUUACUUCUUGUGUGGGGCACAAAGAUAAUUUCAUGAAGUAAUUAAUCUAAACCUAAAGUAUUCACUGAUGUUGCUUUUCUUACACAUACAUGUAAAUAUUUUAUUUCAUAUAUACACGCACACACACGUGACACGUGCGUGUUUUCUUUGGAGAGUUUUGUGUGAAUAUUUCAGUAUCCCACAUUGAGAUUCAAGUUGGAGACUUUGUUGAAUGAAAAGGUUUGGAUAGGCUUACAGUGUAUAUAUGUAAUCAGGAAUCAAAACCAAUAUUUUUGUAUUAACCCUUGAUUUCAUGAUCACUAUGAAUUGAUA